AUGAGUCAACCGUUGGGUGCAAGGAAAGGUUGUUUAUCAUCUUUGCCUUCUCAACAGCAAUUAUUAUUGCAUCGGAAUCAUGUUGAGAAGGAACAAGAAUCUAAUGAUAGAAUGAGCUUUCAAAACUCUCAUGGAAUAAUGAUGAAUGAAAAUAAUUUUGAUGAUGAUUUGGAGAGUGUUGCACUUUCCCGAAACGAAGAUGAGUUAGAGGAUGAGUUACCUUCUUCUCCAACAGUAGCUCCUUGUACUCCAAAUCAUAAAAAUAGGCAUGAAAAUACAUCGGAUGAAAUUUCAGAACUUCCUGAAAUUUCUCCAUUUCAAAGUCCCUAUGUCACACGAUCCUCCCGAAAAUCAAGAACAGAAUUAAUGUACAGCAAUGUUUAUGGGCGAAAAAAACCUCAGAAAGUUUCUAAUCGAGAAAUUGAAAACAGACUUCGAAAUGAUUUUCCUGAACGAGCAAAAGAAUUGGAGAGACGACACAAAGAGCGUCUCCAAGCGAGACAAUUUACCCCGGCCUGUUGUGAUGCAAUAUUAGGCCUGGGAUUUAUAGAACCCUCAUUUAUGAUGCUUGGAGAUUCAGCCACAAGCAAAUUGAGAAGCACCAAUACUGCUAAACGAGACAAUGAUGGAUCUCAAUCGGAGUUUGAGUCUCCAGAAAAGAAAAUCAAAUCAUGUGAGGAUCCUUUUGAAUUUUACUCUCCUCCUCCACUUUCCCAGAAAGAUCCUGCAACUCCUCAAGAAAAAUUGGCUAAACAAAUUAUUGCAAGGUUAAGAAAAGUGUCGAAAAGGUGGGAUGUGUCACAAAUCAUAUCCAAAGAUAAUAUUGAUUUAAUUGCGCUUACAAAAGCAACAAAUCCAGAUUGCGAAUUGUUUAAAUCAGUGAAAGGUCCACAAAGGGACAUGUACAUUCAAGAGAUUGUGUCUGUAGUCAAGGAAUUUACAAGCGUUGCUUCAGGUAGCUUCAAUGACCAGCAAGAAAAUCACGUGUCCACAUCCAGAGCUGUGAAACGUGAAGAAAACAGCGUUAAUGACUCAUCUUUAAAUGCCAAUGCAGUCUCAUCCUCUAUUCAUCACUCUACUAUUGUCAAAAAAGAAAAAGACAACAAUGAAAAACACAGUAUUGAGACACCAAGAAAAAACCGUGACCAUGUAAUUAAGUUGGAAAAUAUGGAAUCACCGAAUUUACUCAACACUGUCAAGCUACAGAAAAACACAACAUUAACACCAAAAUCAUAUGAACAGCAAACAAAUGCAUGCAGCAGUUCCACGCCGCACAAAUCUCCAUCUCCUAUUAAUAUAACAAAUAGAAGAGUGUUAGCAACACCUUCUGUAGAUGCUGUGAUUAUCAUUGAUGACGAUGACCAAGAUGAGGACGAUUGUAAAUUUUUGUGCAAGAAAGAGCCUACAAAAGUGUGA
Molecule: messenger RNA, 1416 nt
Organism: Naegleria fowleri
Lineage: Eukaryota; Heterolobosea; Eutetramitea; Acrasida; Naegleriidae
Exons: 1
Coding region: 1-1416 (471 amino acids)
Source: RefSeq, a predicted model, not a curated record